CAUAGUGGGCGAAGGCCGCACACUCGAUAUUCUAUAUAAGCUCAGUAAAACGGACGCCUAUCAUCAGUUCAGUUCGAGUUGCUCAAGAGCAAGUGAAUAUCGAAAAGCAGAGAGAUAUAAACAUGGCCCGCGCUGUAAUUCUGCUCUUCCUCAUCGUAAUUACUACCAUUAGUGCUUUGCCUCAUUGUAGUGAAAAUGAAGUAUUCAAUAGUUGCGGUUCAAGGUGCCCAAGCACUUGCGAAAAUCCAAUUCCCCGUGCUUGUACAUUGGAAUGUGUUGCCGGAUGUGAGUGCAUAGAAGGAUACGUGAGAAAUGCGGGAAAAAGCUGCAUAUCUCUCCAAAGCUGUUAAUCAUUCAACAAUCAAAUAAAUUUUCAAAUAUC
This is a messenger RNA of Camponotus floridanus (Florida carpenter ant), 382 nucleotides long. Its product is annotated as chymotrypsin inhibitor-like. Lineage: Eukaryota; Metazoa; Arthropoda; Insecta; Hymenoptera; Formicidae. The transcript has 3 exons. Bases 123 to 350 code for a protein of 75 amino acids. The record is from RefSeq and is a predicted model, not a curated record.